This is a messenger RNA of Lathyrus oleraceus (garden pea), 444 nucleotides long. RefSeq lists its product as uncharacterized. Lineage: Eukaryota; Viridiplantae; Streptophyta; Magnoliopsida; Fabales; Fabaceae. The transcript is spliced from 2 exons. The record is from RefSeq and is a predicted model, not a curated record. Bases 1 to 444 code for a protein of 147 amino acids.
AUGACAUUGUUUGAGGCUUUGUAUGAUAUGAGGUGUAAGACGCAUUUGUGUUGGUAUGAUUCUGGUGAAAGUGUUCUUCUUGGACCUGAGAUUGUGAAGCAAACCUCUGAGAAGAUCAAGAUGAUCCAAGAGAAUAUGAAAGCUUUGCAGAGUUACCAGAAAAGUUAUCAUAAUAAGAGGAGGAAAAAACUUGAAUUCCAAGAGGGGGAUCAUGUGUUUUUUAGAUUUACUCUGGUAACAGGUGUUGGUCGUGCUUUAAAAUCUCGGGAGCUUACGUCACAUUUCAUUGGUCCUUAUCAGAUUCUGAAGCGAUUGAGGAAGCAUAUUCCUGAUCCAUCUCAUGUGAUUCAAGUGGAUGAUGUGCAAGUUAGAGAGAACUUGACCGUUGAGAUAUCACCCUUGAGAGUAGAGGAUCACGAAGUGAAGAAAUUUAGAGGCAAAUAG